Molecule: messenger RNA, 5882 nt
Organism: Tachysurus vachellii
Lineage: Eukaryota; Metazoa; Chordata; Actinopteri; Siluriformes; Bagridae
Gene: brwd3
Product: bromodomain and WD repeat domain containing 3
Exons: 40
Coding region: 92-5506 (1804 amino acids)
Biological process (GO): regulation of transcription by RNA polymerase II; cytoskeleton organization; regulation of cell shape
Cellular component (GO): nucleus
Molecular function (GO): protein binding
Source: RefSeq, a predicted model, not a curated record
AAAAAAAAAAAAAAAAAAAAAAAACACUGAAAAAUCCCAGCCGAAAAGAGCCGACUAACCGCAGGCUACCUGAAGCUAACGCGCCUGAGCCAUGGCGUCGGAACAGUGCUCUCAGAUCGAAGCCGAACUCUAUUUCCUGAUUGUCAGAUUUCUUCAGUCGGGACCGUGCAAAAAAUCCGCCCAGACUCUGCGGGAGGAACUGGAGGAGUUUGAGAUCAUCCCUGAGCGCUGGAGCUGGGACGGAACCCGCUACAGGAGAAACUUUCAGGAUUGGGUGACACUGAAUCAGCACAUCCCAGCAGAUUACUUGUUGCGUGUGUGUGAGCAGUUGUGUCCGUUACUGGACACACACGUCCCCCCCAGUGUCCCUGGACUCCGCAGUCUGCUGGGGAGCGGAAGACAGUCUUUACUGCGUACUGCAAAGAGUUCUUCCCACACAGUAUGGACAGGUUCUGCUGUAGCUGCUCUGCACCGGGGGCGGCCCCCCGAACCGCCAAUCAACUUCUCCAAACCGCCAAAUAUCGUGUCAGUCAUUGGCGGUCGCCAGGCUACUGGGGUGGCUCGCUUGGGCCACGCCCUCCCAUCCUGCACCUACCAGCACAUGAAGAUGCACAGGAGGAUUCUGGGACACCUGUCGUCAGUGUACUGUGUGGCCUUUGACCGAACGGGCCGUCGCAUCUUUACGGGUUCAGACGACUGCCUGGUGAAGAUCUGGGCGACAGACGACGGGCGUCUGUUGGCGACGCUGCGAGGUCACGCGGCUGAGAUCUCAGACAUGGCGGUGAAUUACGAGAACACGCUCAUCGCUUCUGCCAGCUGUGACAAAGUCAUCCGUGUGUGGUGUCUCCGAACCUGCGCACCCAUCACUGUCCUACAGGCACACACGGCCUCCAUCACCUCUGUACAGUUCUCUCCAUCUUUUGUCGGUUCUACACGCUAUCUGGCCUCGACAGGAGCCGACGGCAUGGUGUGCUUCUGGCAGUGGAACAGCCUCACCAUGAAGUUCUCUGACAGACCAGUGAAGUUUGUGGAGCGCUCGCGUCCUGGGGUUCAGAUAUCAUGCUGCUCUUUCAGUACCGGUGGGAUGUUUCUGGCCACCGGAGGAACGGAUCAUGUGAUCAGGGUUUAUUACCUGGGUGCUGAGACCCCUGUGAAGCUGUCAGAUCUGGACUUGCACACAGAUAAAGUGGUUGCCAUGCAGUUCUGCAACAACACAGACAGUCUGCGCUUUGUGAGCGGCAGUCGUGACGGAACGGCGAGGAUCUGGCAGUACCAGCAGCAGGAGUGGAAGAGCGUCGUGCUGGACAUGAGCACCAAACUGCCCGGGAGCUCCGCAGCAUCAGGGGAGGACAAGACCACCAAGCUGGUGGUUACCAUGGUAGCAUGGGACCGCGGCGACCGAACGGUCGUCACCGCCGUCUCCAACUUACUUCUCAAAGUCUGGAGCUCCACAAACGGCCAGCUGCUACACGUGCUCUCGGGUCACGAUGACGAGGUCUUCGUCCUGGAGCCCCACCCCUUCGACUGGCGCAUCAUGCUGUCGGCAGGCCACGACGGCAACAUCUACAUCUGGGAUCUCAGCAAAGGCAACAAAAUUAGGAACUUCUUCAACAUGAUUGAAGGUCAGGGACACGGAGCUGUGUUCGACUGCAAGUUCUCCGCAGACGGUCAGCACUUUGCCUGCACCGACUCGCACGGGCAUCUCCUGAUCUUCGGCUUUGGCUGCAGUCAACUUUACGAGAAGAUCCCAGAUCAGAUGUUCUUCCAUACGGAUUUCCGGCCGUUGAUCCGAGACUCCAAUAACUACGUCCUGGACGAGCAGACGCAGCAGGCGCCUCACCUCAUGCCACCGCCGUUCCUCGUGGACGUGGACGGGAAUCCGCACCCUCCCAGAUUCCAGCGCCUCGUUCCCGGCCGAGAGAGCUGCAAGGACGAGCAGUUGGUGCCUCAGCUCGGCUACAUGUCUAACGGUGACGGAGAGGUGGUGGAACAGGUGAUUGGCCAGCAGACGGCGGACGAAGGUCAGGAAGAAAGUCCACUGGACAAUUUGAUCCGGCAGCUACAGAACCAGCAGGAUGACCGACUGAUCUCAGGCGCUGAAGAAGCAGACGGUCCUCUGUCGCCCCCUAACGUCGGCCUGCGCAGGAGCGGUCAGGUGGAAGGGGUUCGACAGAUGCACAAUAACGCCCCCCUCAGUCAGAUCGCCACAGAGAGGGACCUGCUGGCGUGGAGCCGCCGUGUGGUCGUUAACGAAAUCUCCUCAGGAGUCUUCAGAGUAAUGGAGGAGAGUCGAGCGGCUAAAGGAGAACUGGAGCGAUCUCUUUAUAACCUGGAGAGGAAGAAAAAACCUACUACACGAACGGAGACGGUUGACGUUUCGGUUCGCUCUUUGCGGAGACCUCAGAGGAAACAGCAGCAGAAGAGACACGCGUAUCACACGCGGUCAGCACGAGAGAGGAGGCGCGCUCGCACACUCAGCGACACGAGGGAGCACAGCCUCAGCGAGUCCGACAGCGAGGGAGAGCAGGAGGAGGAUCAGAACGACAACAGUGACGUGUCCUCUGAAGGUGAUGCUCAGUGGGAGGACGCCAGCAGCUCCAGCGACGACUCCAGCGAGUAUUCCGACUGGACGGCAGACGCAGGUAUCAACCUCCAGCCGCCCAAACGGCCAAUCAGAAGGCCGGCUCGUAUCGCCGGGAGCAGCAGCUCGGAGGACGAAGGGGAGGGGCGAAGAGAGGGGGAGGAGCGUCGCAAGAAGGAGGAGGAGGAAGAGGAGAAGAAAAAGAAAUCCAAACAAACUAAACAGAAGACUGUUCCUGCUGGUGAGCUUGAAGAGUGGCUUCCCCCACCCUGGAUAAUGGAGACGAUGCCCAGACGAUCUCCUUUCCUACCUCAGAUGGGGGAUGAGUUGAUAUAUUUUCGUCAGGGUCAUCAGGCGUAUGUGCGGGCAGUGCGACGUGCCAAAGUCUACAGCAUAAAUCCUCAGAAACAGCCCUGGAACAGACUAAAUCUCAGGGAUCAGGAGUGUGUGAAGGUGGUGGGUAUAAAGUAUGAGGUGGGUCCACCCACACUCUGCUGCCUCAAACUGGCCUUCCUGGACCCGCUCUCAGGGAAGAUGACUGGCGAGUCCUUCAGCUUGAAGUAUCAUGACAUGCCUGAUGUUAUAGAUUUUCUGGUGCUGCAACAGUUUUACAACGAGGCCAAAGAACGCAACUGGCAACCGGGUCUGCGUUUCAGAAGUAUUAUAGACGACGCCUGGUGGUUUGGUACAGUAGAGAGUCAGCAGCCGUACCAGCCUGAGUAUCCAGACAGCCUUUUUCAGUGCUACGCUGUCAGGUGGGAUAACAGUGAGCGAGAGAAAAUGAGCCCGUGGGACAUGGAGGCCAUACCGAAUGAAGCUGCACUACCAGACGAGGUCGGAGACAGUGUCCCUGUAACAGAGGAGGAGCUUCAGUCACUGCUGUACCAGCCGCAGGACGGCGAGUGGGGCGCACACACACGUGACGAAGAGUGUGAGAGAGUCAUCAGUGCCAUAGACCAGCUUCUGACAAUGGACAUAGCGAAGGCGUUCUCCUUUCCAGUGGAUCUGAGGGAUUAUCCUCUGUACUGCACUGUGGUGGCGUAUCCCACUGACCUCAGUACAAUCAGACAGAGACUGGUACACCGCUUCUACAGGAGGAUUUCAGCGCUGAUGUGGGAGGUUCGUUACAUCGAGCACAACGCCAGGACGUUCAACGAGCCGCACAGCCCCAUCGUCACAGCGGCUAAAGCACUCACUGACCUCCUGCUGCGGUUUAUUGGGGAUCAGAGCUGUACUGAUAUCUUGGAUCUGUACGAUAAGGCCAGGACGGAGCUCAGCAGUGCUGCUGAAGAAGAGGAGGAUGUUGACAUCGACUCUGACACUCCAGGCACGUCGACUGGCCAGAAACGCUCUGGUCAGUCGUCUCAGAAGCGCGGCGUGGUGCUGGACGUACAAGCGUGGUUCGGUCAGUGUAAAGAGCUGGUCAGGAGGAUGAUCAGCAGCCCUGACUCGGAACCCUUCCGCCAACCCGUGGACCUUUUCACCUAUCAAGACUACAGAGACAUCAUAGACACACCCAUGGACCUGGGCACGGUGAUGGAGACUCUUGUGGGAGGCAACUACGAGAAUCCUAUCGAGUUCGCCAAAGAUGUUCGACUUAUCUUCAGCAACUCUAAAGCGUACACACCAAACAAGAAGUCCCGGAUCUACAGCAUGACUCUGAGCUUGUCAGCGUUCUUCGAACAUCAGAUCAUCUCCAUCAUCUCCGAUUACAAGGUAGCCGUCCAGAACCAGAGACGCUGCCAACAGAGACUCAGCUACAGCAAAAGACUGCAAAUGUCCACGCCGGAGAGCCCCAAAGGGAAACCUAAGUCAGUGAAGAAAACUAAGACUCCCCAGCAGCCGAACAGCACCCGCUCACAGCAGCUCUCUGAAGAUUUGAACCUUGAUGAAGAUAGUCAGGCUUCAUCUUGCUCCUUGUCAGCAUCGACAUCCUCGUUGUUGGGUCAACUGGCAAGUAACCGAGUCACACGCAGCCGAGCUCUGAGCAAGAGAGCAGACGCUCAGUGCAACGGACCACUGACGAACGGAGGUCGAAGGUCACGUCGACGGCCGGGACAGGGAGACUCCUCAGACUCGGAGAGCUCGGAAUCUUCAUCCACAUCAUCGUCGUCUUCAUCUUCUUCCUCUUCGUCUUCUUCGUCCUCUUCCUCUGAGAGCGAAGCGAGUGACGGCGAAGUGGGCAGUUUCGCCGAAGGCGGAGACCACGACUACAGCAAAGCGUCACGUCUCUCUUUGGCACGCAAAAGCAAGAUCAGCUCUAGCUUUACCUCUAACACCAAACGGAAAAGAAGCAGACAGGAGGAGAAAACGACAGAGUGCCUCAAACGUGCACGUAGGGAACAGAUGCAUGUCCAAGCAGCCCAGAGCGAGAAUGAGGACGAGAAUGAAGAUGAAGAUGAAGAAGACGAGGGAGAGGAAGAAGAAGGGGAAGUGGAAGAAGGGGAAGUGGAGGAAGGGGAAGUGGAAGAAGGGGAAGAUGAGGAAAUGGAGGAAGAAGAAGGAGGAGAAGAAGGGGAGGUGCCGGAAGAAAAUGAGGAGGAGGAGGAGGACGAUGAGGGCGACGGUGAGGAGGAAGGUGAGGAGGAAGGUGAGGGUGACUGUGUGGAGGAAGGUGAGGGUGAUGGUGAGGAGGAAGGUGAGGGUGACGGUGAGGAGGAAGGUGAGGAGGAAGGUGAGGAGGAAGAGGAAUUGAGUCCACAACCUCAGCUUCCUGCCAGAAGUCAAAGGUCACAUCAGAGAACUGUGAAAGCAGGGCGUGUAAACACUCGUAACCAAGGGAGACGGACCGUAGUCUAUAACGACGACUCUGAGGACGACGCACCUUCAGCUGACCCACUCAACCUGGGCACGUCACGUUCCGGAAGAAUCCGCCGCAUGACCGAACGAGCAAGGGUCAGCCAUUUAAUGGGCUGGUCACACUGACCUUUGACCUUUUGGACAUAUUUUUUUAAGCAACUUCAGACAUUCAGACAUUCACUACAGCAAUACUGCAGGGAUUUUUGUAGCUGUAAAUGUACAGAUAUUUCUUUUUCUUCUCUUUUACGUUCUUAUUUUUUUAUUUAUUUUUAUUUUGUUAACGAGACUUUUGUUUACGACUCUGGAGCUUGUGGUGCUGACUCCGUCUCUCACUCUGAUGUUUAGCAAACCAAACCAGCCUUACUGUGAGCCAGAGCAUGGAGGAGUCUCCUUCUCUCUCUCUCUCUCUCUCUCUCUCUCUCUCUCUCUCUCUCUCUCUCCCUGUCUGUCUGUCACUCUCCCUGUCUCUCUCUCUCUCUCUCUCUCUCUCUCUCUCUCUCUC